AUGAGCGACUUCGGCAAGCUGUCCGGCCCUGUUACGAUGGAAGAGCCCGCGAUACGCCAAGGGGUUUACAUCACGGCGGUCUACGUCUUAGUUUUCUACGCUUGCAUCAUCGGGCAAGCGAGCGCCAUGUGGAAGGUUGCAGCUUCUUACAGAGCGCGCGGCGAAAGGUUCGAACGGUACUACAAUGUCAAGGACAAGGCUAUGCUCGCCUGGGACAGGAUAGUGGGCAACCUUCUCGAGCAAGCGAUGCCGUUCUUGACUCUCUUCUGGCUAAACAUCGGCCUUGCGGCCCUCGGGGCGACUAGCCACACCGGUGUCGCCAUCGCCGGUUGGAUCUACGUGGUGUUCCGGGCCCUCUAUCCCGUUAUGUGGCUCAGCGGAGGAGGCGGGCGGGCGGGGCCCCGUAGCAAGAUUCUGUUCGUGACCCCUGUCAUGUGA
Ectocarpus sp. CCAP 1310/34 is the source of this 438-nucleotide messenger RNA. The record is from the annotation of a GenBank genome assembly. NCBI's taxonomy places the organism in Eukaryota, Phaeophyceae, Ectocarpales, Ectocarpaceae.